Trichobilharzia regenti is the source of this 2157-nucleotide messenger RNA. The record is from the annotation of a GenBank genome assembly. NCBI's taxonomy places the organism in Eukaryota, Metazoa, Platyhelminthes, Trematoda, Strigeidida, Schistosomatidae.
AUGCCGGACACUGUGAGUAUCGAGAGACACAAGCUAAACCAAGCUAUGUAUCAAAAGCUUAAAAGGUACAUUAUGAGUAGACGAAGACGUGAGCAAGAAGAGAAAGCUCAAGAUGCUAUUGUAAAGCGUCUAAGACGUGAAAGAGAAGAGUCGAAACGUCAAGCCGAAAUGGAUACAGAAAACCUAGAAAAUACUAAAAAGGAGAUUCUGGUAACUCGUAAACGCAUAGAAGAGCUCACCACCAGACGAAAUGAGCUCUUUCAACGUUUGAAACAGUUAGCCAGUGAAGAAACUAGUCUUAAAGAAAAACAAAAAAGUGAAACAAUGGCAUAUUUAGCGAGUAUGCCUUCCACACAGUUUGGUGUAGAUUCAAAUAGUUCUGGGACAUCCAGUCGCAUUCAUAUUUCUCAGACAACCUUACCUACAUGUGCACCUUUACCGUCUCCAAAUGGGCAGCAUGUUUCUACACAAAAGUCCACUUUGAGCACCAACAGUUCUGUGACAUUGACUACUAUAAAUUCUGGAACACUAAAUGGCUCUCACUCACCCCACAGGACACAUCAUGGAUCUCUGUUUGGUUUGAAUGGUUCCAAGACAGUACACACUACGGUGUCUUCUUCUGCAGGCAUCAACAUGCAGCAACCCUUGACAUCAAUAACAAACAACCAAACCGGUACAAUGGCUGCCGCUGCAGCACAACAAAGAUCAGUGCCUUCUGAUCCAGGUUUUCCACCAACAGCCGCGGCAGCCGCUUACUUCAAUGUUAUCGCAUCCCUGGCUAACUCUUCUUCUUUAGCAGGAAAUUCUUUGGGAAUAAAUUAUCCUAAUUCUUCUGUCAGUCUUGCUGAAGUUGUAGCUGCUCUUGCAGCAUCGGGAUUGUGUUCCCUUCCAGCAUCAAUUUCUUCGAACCUACCAAUAUCAAGUGGAAAUCUGAUCUCAAAUUUUGCAUUUUGUAGUCGUGCUUCUCCCUCUAAUCCAGAUAUGCAUCAUACCCGUGAUACAGUGACUACGCCUUCAUCAGGAAAUAUGCAUUCGGGUUUACCAUAUCUUCAAAAUCCGUUGCAGUCAGCUAAUUCGUCAAAAAAUCCACCAGUAUCUAUUCAUCAUAAUCCUAACCUUGAUUUGGCGAAUACUACUCUAGACACCGCAAAGGUGUGUUUGGCUCAAUUAGCUGCGGCGGCAGCUGCAGGACCUAGUGGUAACAACACUACUGGAAGUCUUAUAAACCAGCAAAAUAUUUUAUCCAGUAAUCAACAACUACAGAAAGCUCAUCAAAUUCUGCGUUCACUGAAUGUUCCAAACCCCCUACUAUCUCCACUAUUAAGUGGUAAUACGUCUGAAUUGGACGUUUCUCAAACUACCCCUAUGUCUACGUCAACAACAAUAUCGAGCAGUCCAUUGCUACCCCCAGCACCAAUCAGUUAUAGAGGAAGUAUAACCACCGGUCAAUCUGCCCAACAGAUUCAACUUCAACAGCAAGCCCACCAAAAACAACAGCAUAAUGUACCAAAGUACAUGACGCAGAUUGACUACAGUUCAGCACGUGGUCAUUCAGGUGGUCAAAAUAUUGAUAAUUUGCAUUUACUGCCGUCAAAUUAUUCUAUGAAUAUACCAACACAAGGAACCAGAUUCACUAACCAGCAACAACAACAGAUUAAUUCUAAUAACCUUAUUAUGCUAAAUCUGACUUCUUCAGCGAAUCAUAAUAGCAUUGCUAAUAAUACUGUGGCUAAUAUAACAAAUGCUAGUAAGUCUCUUCAAGGUGGUCGUCAUUUAGAGAAUAAUGCAUUAAGAAAUCCUAAUAAUAUUACAACUACACCUGUUCAUUGUAAUUCAUCAUCCACUGGCAUUACUUCUUUAACAUCGAAUACACCAGUGGCAACAUCAUCCAUAGUAAAUAAUACAUCAUCUGUUGCUUUAGCUGCAAGUUUAGCUCCAUUUGCAGCUGAUUUAAACUCAUUAAAUUAUUUGACAUCAGCAACCCUCGCUGCUGCCUUCCAACAACAACAACAACAGCAACAACAAUUAAGUAAAUUUAUGUCAGCUAAUAAUAGUAAUAAUAACAAUAAUAUUAAUUCCUCUUCUGGUCAUCCACAUUCAGCUGGCUCUUCUGGUCCACAGAAUAAUUCUGGACGCCGGUUUUUUGAUAGGGUUUAG